Messenger RNA from Kwoniella botswanensis, 252 nucleotides. RefSeq lists its product as uncharacterized. The record is from RefSeq and is a predicted model, not a curated record. The transcript has a single exon. Lineage: Eukaryota; Fungi; Basidiomycota; Tremellomycetes; Tremellales; Cryptococcaceae. Bases 1 to 252 code for a protein of 83 amino acids.
AUGGCCCCUCUACUUUUAACUCACUUCCGACCAAAACAGCGUUCCAUCCUAUCCACACUUUUCACAGCGACUUUCCUAGGAGCAGUUAUAGUGGUUGCUUUUCCCUGUCCUGUCAAAUCGCAUGGUGAAGCUAGAUUAGAUGGCAGUUCGAUGGGAUCGAUGGGUUCCAUAGGAUCAAUGGAUGGUAGGAGGAACGAGGUGGUGGUUAUGAUGAAUCAGCGUGGGAAGAGGAGGUUCAUGGAAGAGAGGUAG